Molecule: messenger RNA, 1309 nt
Organism: Dacryopinax primogenitus
Lineage: Eukaryota; Fungi; Basidiomycota; Dacrymycetes; Dacrymycetales; Dacrymycetaceae
Exons: 5
Coding region: 1-1260 (419 amino acids)
Source: RefSeq, a predicted model, not a curated record
AUGGAGGUUCAUUUUCCCCGCCAAGACACGGUGCCUCGCACUGUCAUCAGCUUGCCCACGCCAAGCAAGAGGAUAAUCCGAAGCGUCGAUGGCGUCUUUGUGCAUGCCAUUGACACCGUCGAGGACCUGCGCGCCCAUCUGCAGACCGCAAUUGCUCUGGAGUGGGGUACGAUCCCACUCUACCUAUUCGGACGAUACAGUCUCGUGCCAGGCGACUACCCCGGUCUUGGCCCUGCGAGGUUGAUUCACAGUGUGGUGCAAGAGGAAAUGCUCCACUUGGUCCUCGCAGGGAAUAUGCUGAAGGCUAUCGGUGGUACCCCUUUGCUAUACUCCGCUCAGCCCUUCCCGAUAUUCCCAGUAAAGAUGCCAGGUCAUAGCGGCAACUUUAUAUUGCCUCUGUAUCCUGCCGACUACGAGCAACUUCAAAUUUAUGCUGCCGUAGAAAAGCCCGCGGAUUCUGGUGCGCCACCUCAGCCAGACAACUACGAUACUAUCGGCCAAUUCUAUGGCGCUAUCAUUGAAUCAUUCCGGCAACUUGGUAAUGGUAUCUUCGACAAGUCCUCUGUCGAUUACCAAAUCUUUGGCCCAGACGGCGUAUAUGCUGGUAAUGAGACGGGUGGGCUGACGUUAGUCACGGAUGUCAAUUCCGCUGUGGAUGCGGCGACUAUCAUUGUGGAGCAAGGCGAAGGCAAUAAACAAACCGAUUUCGACGACCCGAGUGAUACGGAUGUCGCCCAUUACUUCCGGUUCCAAGCUAUCAUUCAGCAGAGCUUGACGAACCCGGGAAAGACGAUUAAUGUCUGGCCGAAUCCCUUGACUGAAGAAUUGCCUUCGGCUUCCCCGGAAUAUGCUGUUUCGCGCCUCUUCGACGCAUGCUACUGCUUCCUCUUGUUGGCGAUCGAGGGUACCUACGCAAUCAGUAAGAAAACGGACCCGGCGAAGCGUGCGGCUACCACCGCAAUCUACGUUGAGUUCAUGACGAACGUCGUUCGUCGCAUUGCUGUCUUCCUUGUGCAGCAGGACUCGCCGGCGCUAGACCAGAAGGGAUAUAAGUGCGCGCCUGCCUUCAACUUGUACGACUUCUACAAGGAGGGUGGCCAAACUCCGCCUCUAGCUCAGAUCAAGAACUUGCUUCAAGUUGUCUAUUCAAGGUAUCCGGCAGGAGUUUCACCCCUAUUGGCGCCUCUUCAAGAGAUCUUGGAAUCCUUCCAAGAUCUUGACCCAGCCCCCAAGCUAGUUCCAUACGUGUUUCCCGCGUGACCGUGUGUAAAUGUCAUUGGUUAGCCGAAAUAGAAGAAUAUCAUUGACG